AUGGAGGACCUCCAACUACAUCAAGCCCUACUUCAGAGUCUCAUAGAAUCGCGCCCGGGAGCAGUCGAAGAAAGGGAAGAACUGCAAGAGACGAUAAGACAGCUGGAACGGAAGUUGGCCCGCUGUCGUGGCGAGUCUUCUCGUCCCUCCUCAUCGCGUACUGCUACGUCAACCCCAGUCGUUUCACAGUUGGAUGGCCCAUCGGAUGGGAGAGAAGAGAGCCCGCCAUUCUGGGGCAACAUCUGGGGCAGCGUAAAUGAUAUUGACACGACGUCGACAGUGCUCAGACGUUCCCCGUCCCAUCAGUCUUAUCGUUCCUCCUCCCCGGAUUUCUCUCGGUUUCCGCAGUCGUUACACAGUCGAAAGCGCUCGCAUCGAUCUGCGGCGUUGGGCGAACCCUCAGGACCGUCGUCGAAGCGAAUUACCUCCUUCGAAUCCCGUCCCUCUACCCCAAGUGCUUCGUCGGUGCAUAGUUUGGGAGAGAGGCCCGGCUCCUUGGAUGGGAGUACUGAAGAGCUGCAGAGGUUGCUAGGGUUUGAUAGUCGUGACACUCUCUUAGCCAUGCAACGCGAACAAAUGGAGGCGGAGAGGUGGUUGGAAGAGCGCAAGGAACAAGAACGUCGCGAUGCGGAGUAUGCGAGGGCCCUUCAGGAGUGGUGGCAUGAAUCAUCUCGUCCAUCCUCGGCAUCCUCUUCGGGUCCUGGCUAUGGAGGACAAUCAGGCUCUGGAACAAUGCCGCCACCACCUGGCCCUGCACGGGAUUAUUCUGGAUUUCCUACAACUGGAGAUCGAUCACUGCCGCCAACCACACAGCCUCCUUUUACACCUUCUUUCCGCCGUUCGUUCAUGGGUUCUCACCAGCUUAACUCACUGCCUGCUCCGUCAACUUCCACCCCAGACAGCAGCGAUAGUGAUGUAGCCGAGAUCAGCCCAUUAGAUUUCCAUCGCAGUGUGCAGCGCGUCUCCAUGGGACCACCGCCCAGACCGAACACCAAUUAUUCAUGGCUUAAUGCUGGGUCUCGGGGCGAGGAAACGAUUCUGGCUGGUGGUAGAACUUCUUUCCCAUCAACUUUCCCGAGGUCACUGGGAGAGUCUUCCUCCACCGCGAUAACGAACCGUUACAACUCGGUUCAAGAAACCGGUCAACUCAAACCUCAAGCUUCUUCCACGUAUCAACAAGACCCAUACAUGAACGGUUUGGACAAGCUCAAUGCAGGAAAAUCGCUUUACAAUAACUUCCCAGAUUCACCUCUUUCAAGCAUUGGUCCUACCUGCGGCGAUCCGUUUGCAAGCCUUGGAUAUGAUCUUCCUGCUUGGGCCCGGUACAGGGAACUCUAUCCGUCCUAUCUGUCUGACUAUGACAACAAGAAGACUACUGAGGAGAUCAAGGAACUGCUGGAGAAUCUUCGAGCUGAUGCUGAAAUUCCAAAGGAAAGUCGUGAAGGAACCCCAGAGCCUUUGAAGUAUCCUUUACUGGAGCAUCAGAAACUCGGGUUGACUUGGAUGAAGUCGAUGGAAGAAGGCAAGAACAAAGGUGGUAUUCUAGCCGACGAUAUGGGGUUGGGAAAGACCAUACAAGCUCUUGCGCUCAUGGUUUCGCGGCCAUCGUCCGACCCGAAUCGGAAAACCAAUCUUAUUGUUGCGCCAGUGGCUUUGAUGCAGCAGUGGAAGCGGGAAAUCACGAGAAUGCUCAAACCGGGAAGACACCAGCUCUCCGUCUAUGUUCUACAUGGCGAAAAGCGAGGUGUCGACUUUACUUAUCUGAAGAAAUUCGACGUGGUUCUCACAACCUUCGGGACGCUCGCAUCGGAGCUCAGGCGUAAAGAAGAAUGGCUUCAGACGCAGCAAGCUGCCGCGCAUACUUCUUCCAACAUCACUGCGGAGCAGUUUGGUCUUCCUGUUCUUGGGCCGAAGAGCGCCUGGUAUCGCGUGAUCAUCGAUGAAGCUCAAUGCAUCAAGAAUCGCAACACGAAAGCUGCAGUGGCCUGUUGCAGCAUCAAUGCCAUCUAUAGAUGGUGCAUGAGCGGCACUCCCAUGAUGAACAAUGUGACGGAGCUACAUUCCCUGCUGAAAUUCUUACGUAUCCGACCAUAUUCCGAUUUGGAGCAGUUUAACAAGGACUUCACGAAACCAUUGAAGGUUGGAGACGAGAGAGUGCACCAGAAGGCAUUGCAACAGUUGCAGGUUUUGCUGAAGGCUGUUCUUCUCCGCCGAACGAAAACCUCCAAGAUUGACGGAAGACCAAUUCUGCAGUUGCCGCCCCGAAUAACCGAGGAAGUCCACGCCGUGUUCAGCGAAGAUGAGCAAGCGUUCUACGACGCAUUGGAGAACAAGACUCAACUCCAGUUCAACAAGUAUCUUAACGCUGGGACUAUUGGUCGGAAUUAUUCCAACAUUCUGGUGUUGCUUCUUCGACUCCGCCAGGCGUGUUGCCACCCGCACUUGAUACACGACUUCGCCGUUGAUGUCAGUGCUGCCACGGGAGAAAUUGACCUGAUAGCAAACGCGAAGGCGUUUAGUGCCGAUGUGGUUCAGCGCCUAAAGGAGAACGAACCUCUGGAGUGUCCCGUUUGCAUUGACGGGGUGGAAAACCCGGUUAUUUUCUUCCCUUGUGGCCAUAGCACUUGCGCGGAGUGUUUUGCCCGGAUUUCAGACCCGGCGCUGGCUAUUCAGCAGGGCAAUAACGAUGGCACUGUGGAAGUAAAAUGCCCCAACUGUCGUACCAAAAUCGACCCGAAAAAGGUCACGGACAAUGCGUCUUUCAAGAAGGUUCACUUCCCUGACACGGUCGAAGGGGAGCAGGACGAUGCCGACGACGAUGACUCGGAUGAGAAGAGCGAUAGUGACGACGAUAGUGGCAGCCUGUCUGACUUUAUUGUUCCUGAUGACUACAUUGAUGAGCCCGCAGAAUCAUCCUCCAAAGGCAAGAAGAAGGACAAAAAGGGCAAGGGAAAGGAGCGCAGCAAACCCAAAAAGACACUGGCAAUGCUGAAGAAAGAAGCACAAAAGAAUGCGGCGGCAAAACGCAAGUAUCUCCGCCGCUUGCAGAAGAAUUGGGCUAGCAGUGCCAAAGUCGACAAGACAAUGGAACUCUUGCAGAAGAUUCAGGAUGCCGGGGAGGGUGAGAAGACGAUUAUUUUCAGCCAAUUUACGGCGCUUCUGGAUCUUCUCGAAGUGCCGAUCAUGCGGAAGGGCUGGGGUUACCGACGCUACGAUGGCAGCAUGAAGCCCGCAGACCGGAAUAAUGCGGUUGCGGAAUUCACGGACAACCCAGAUUGCAAGAUCAUGCUCGUGUCGUUGAAAGCCGGCAACUCGGGUCUGAAUCUUGUGGCUGCGUCGCAAGUGAUCAUCUUCGACCCGUUCUGGAAUCCGUACAUCGAAGACCAGGCCGUUGAUCGGGCACAUCGGAUUGGGCAGACGCGGCCGGUUCGUGUCCACCGCAUCUUGGUGAAGAAGACGGUGGAAGACCGCAUUCUGGCGUUGCAGGAGAAGAAACGCGAGCUGAUCGAGGGUGCUCUGGACGAGGCGGCGGGGAAGCGAGUGUCGCGACUGGGAGAGAGGGAACUAAAGUUUCUAUUCGUAUGGAAACCCUCUCUUUUUUUCUAG
Rasamsonia emersonii CBS 393.64 is the source of this 3606-nucleotide messenger RNA. RefSeq names its product SWI/SNF family DNA-dependent ATPase Ris1. Gene Ontology annotation, cellular component: cytoplasm. Gene Ontology annotation, molecular function: ATP binding; ATP-dependent chromatin remodeler activity. The transcript has 2 exons. Lineage: Eukaryota; Fungi; Ascomycota; Eurotiomycetes; Eurotiales; Trichocomaceae. The record is from RefSeq and is a predicted model, not a curated record. The coding region runs from base 1 to 3606 and encodes 1201 amino acids.